Daldinia childiae is the source of this 1518-nucleotide messenger RNA. RefSeq names its product SWM histone demethylase complex subunit phf2. The transcript is spliced from 2 exons. Lineage: Eukaryota; Fungi; Ascomycota; Sordariomycetes; Xylariales; Hypoxylaceae. Bases 1 to 1518 code for a protein of 505 amino acids. Gene Ontology annotation, biological process: regulation of DNA-templated transcription; chromatin organization. The record is from RefSeq and is a predicted model, not a curated record. Gene Ontology annotation, molecular function: DNA binding; chromatin binding. Gene Ontology annotation, cellular component: nucleus.
AUGGAUUCGGAAAAGGAAAAGGUCGGCGAUGCUAUCGCAAUAUCGGCGACGCCGACAGCUACCAAAGAUAUGGCAUCGUCGCAACCUCUAGAGUCGGUGCAGCCACCAGCCCCUAAAGCACCAAGUCCGGCUCCAAGCACUACUAGCUCGACCGGUCGUCCGCCUUACAUGCCUCAGUUCUCGGCAGCAACGCAGAUGAUUCUCAAGCGAAUAAAUUCCAAGCCCGGAAGUCUAUCAUCAGCGCUCUCAUCUGCCUCCUCAACGUUCCCUAGAAACAGCAUUAAGGAUUCCACUUUCGAGGAUACUAAGAGACGCCUUGUUAAAACGAUGAAUACUUCUCUAACGAUGCCUAUGCCAACUAUUACUCCAAAGAACGCUUCCUCUUCUUCAACUACGAAGAAACAAUCUGCAGGCACUACUAUGCGCAUGCCUAUGAAUGACGCCUUUCAGCUUAGGACGCCGGCGCCAGCCAAGUACGAGUCUACAACCAAGGAAGCAUCUCGGGGCCAAAAAGCACAAACCCAAAAGUCGAAGGGGAAGUCGCAACGCGGAACUAAGCGCAAACGCGGUAAGGACGACCAUGAUGAUGAAGAUACGUCCUCAAGCCUGAGCGAUCUAUCCGAUGACGAAAGUCCUACUAGCACAAUUGCUGUUACUACUACCACCAAGGAGAAUCAAGCCAUGCCUACUAUGACGAAGUCUGGCCGCCAGGUGCAGAAGCCGACGCAGUACAACCCCUCGCAGCAGUCAGCUCGCGAUGCCGCCACGCAAAAGCGCAAGAAUUACGGCAAGCGUACAGCAGAGCAGGCCCUGUGCAAAGUUUGUACUCGAGGACUGAGCGUCCCCGCUAACCAAAUCGUCUUCUGCGAUGGCUGCAAUCUUUGCUGGCAUCAAAUGUGCCACGACCCAUACAUCGACGACGAAUUUGUUAACAACGAGUCGCGCUCCUGGUUCUGCGGUCGCUGCAUGGCUAAACGCGAGAGACAUCUUGCCCGCAAGAAGAAUGUUGAUGGGUUUAAAGGCGCAAGCUGGUCCAACAAGACCAACGAACAAAAACGAACGUAUCUCUCCGCUGUACCUCACGCGCAGCUUGUCAACCUCAUCAUGUACAGCACGGAGCUGCAUCCAGACUUGCCUAUCUUCCCUCAGGAGACUAAACGCGGCACUGCUCAAGUGGGGCGACCAUCUCAUGAGAGUCUACGGGCCAAGGCGGAGUCCAACAUCAACGUCGGCCCAACGCACUACUCUAGCAAAAUGUCGACACCUGACUCGCAAUCCGUGAACGUAAAGACAAGUGUCAAUAAGGGUACUACUGCCGCCGAGAACCAAGACCAAGCAGCCAGAGAGGACUCUGCAGAUUCCGUGCCCCCUGCCUGGCCGAAAGUCGGACGUGGUUGUCUGGCAGGUUUGGAGAUUGACGAAGACGAUCUACGCGACGACAACGAUUACGAAGCCUUCAGCGUUACGACCUACGAUGCCAAGGGUAAGAAGAUCACGGAGAACGGCAUGGCAGUCUGA